Capsicum annuum is the source of this 3409-nucleotide messenger RNA. RefSeq names its product homeobox protein ATH1. Bases 1570 to 3150 code for a protein of 526 amino acids. NCBI's taxonomy places the organism in Eukaryota, Viridiplantae, Streptophyta, Magnoliopsida, Solanales, Solanaceae. The transcript has 5 exons. Gene Ontology annotation, biological process: regulation of transcription by RNA polymerase II. Gene Ontology annotation, molecular function: DNA-binding transcription factor activity, RNA polymerase II-specific; RNA polymerase II cis-regulatory region sequence-specific DNA binding. The record is from RefSeq and is a predicted model, not a curated record.
GCAUGAAAUGUGAAUGGUUUUCGUUUGUGUGGCUCUUCUCUCCCUAUAUUUUCAUAAUGGGUCCAUAAAUCCUUGUAAUUAUUCAUCUCCCAGCUGCUCUCUGCAAAACCAAGAAGCCCAUUUUUUUUGGCUUUUAACACACCUCUGGCACACACAAAAGUCACAACCACACACUCUCUCUCUCCUCUUGGGAUUAUUAAUGAAAAUGAAUGUCCUUUGGAUAAUGACCCCCAAAACAGACCAUCCUUUUUUUUAAAAAAAAUUAAAUAAUGUAUGACUCACAUGAGCUAUAAGAUGAUGAUUCUUCAUGGGGUCUGAGGGAUUCUGACUUUUCUUGGGUGUUGGGUUCUGAGUAAAAAUCUUGCUUUUCUUCCUCAUGCAAGCAAAACAUCUUACUUUUUGCAUUUUUUUACUCUUGUAGUUUUAGAGGGUGGGUUUGUGGGGUUGAAAUAGUGUACUAGUCUUACCAUAUAUUCUUUUUUUUUUUUUUUAACCUUUCUUCUUUAUUGUCAAAGGUGGAAAAAAAGGUCCUCUUUCACGACUUUUUGCUGAACAUUGUUUGGGGUGAAAGGGGAAAAACCAAUGAUUUGUUUUGGGUUUUUCUCCAUUUUUGGAUUUGGAUUUCUGUGAGAAGUUAAUAUAUAUGUCGGGAACAAAUAAUAAGGGAUCCAUCUUUUGGUAUGAGACAGACAAUCUUGGAAUGCCAUUUUAAUAGGAAUUGAAGCUGCUGUUUUUGGAAAUUUAUCACAACUUGGUUAUCUUCUUCUCCAGUACUAAUUCUUAGAAUUACUUUCUACUAAUAAUGUUUGCAAUCUUUCAAGUAUUUGUAUUUUGGAUGUGUUUUAAGAUCAAUUAUAAGGUGAGAAACACUUUUUUCCCUUUCAUGUUCCUGGCUUUUCUAUCCUUAAGUUCCAUGUAAGCCAUCUUUUGGUUUCAUUCUUGGUUUAUCAUUCUCUACUACUUGACGUGUGCCAUAUUUUUUUCUCUUAAAGUAACGGAGAGAAACUUUGAUAGUUGUUGUUUUGACAUGAUAAUUUUUUUCACUUAAGCAGCCCUCUACACACUGACUAGGAAAUGGUUUUGUCAGAUGUUUGUUUCAUACUCCUAUUUUCAUCUUGCUUGAUCAAGAAAGUAAGAAUUUGGCAAAUUAACCCUUCCCAUUUGGAGAUUUGAGAACUUUGAUGGCAGUUCAUGGGAAUUAUUGUUGAACUCAAGUGGCGGAUUCAUAAUUUAAUGGAUGUGGGUUCUGAGUUAGGAGAGUCAGUUAUGAAAUUAUAUGUAUGUCUAAUUUCUUCCUAUAUUUGUUUUUCAGACAUCAAAGAGCAGAUUGUUUGCUUUCCAUAUUUCUGCUAUUAUUUAAGAACAAUUCUGGCUGAGGGUCUUAUCUGAAACAGUUUCUCUGCCUCUCAAGGUAUGGGUAAGGCAAUUUGAUUCAAAAGUAUAGAAGUGUGAACAUUUGCUGAUUUAAUGCUCGUGGAAGAACUGUUUGCAUGUCAGCAGCUGUUCUUAGCUUGAUCACUUUACUUUGUCGUUCCAUAGAAAAACCUGAAGUGAUGUGUAUAACACAAUAUGCCACUAGAAAUGACACAGCCUCAUACUAUUAUAGAUGAAAAUUAUCUUCAUACAGCCAUUGUUCCCAUUAGUUUUCCUGAUACAGUCUGUCUGAACAAUCAGAAAAACAUUAUGUAUGGACAAAACCAUAUCAUGGAUGGACAAGAAAUUCCUUAUCCUUCCAUGCUACAAGGAGAAAUCAUAAACAGUUCUCAAGGUUGUCUAAAUCUACCAAAUUUUCCCCGAGCUGUUGAAACUGAAGCAAUUCACAAUGUACUACCAGCAGGGAGAAACAGAAUAAAGGGCUCCUCAUUUAGUACUUCUUAUCCAAUAAGUAAUUCUUACACAGAGGAUCAACAUAUGGAGGGAAUACCAAUUUCUGCUGUGUCUCUUGCAAAUCUUUUGGCUGCAAGGAAUGCUGUGCAUGAGAAUCUUGAAAAUUUAGCAAUAGUGGCUCCCUUUUCACAUCCCGCAGAAGGCCAGAAAAUUGAUGGUCUAGACUAUCCUAAUGUAUUGAAUCAUUCAUUUGGAUCGUACAGAAACUAUGAGUUUGAUGGUGUCCCAGAAAUCCCUGGGACGGUUUUAGGACGAGCACAAUCUCAACCUUUCCAAUUAACUGAAAAUGUGAAUUCAAACACAUGGUUCUCAUCAGAAACAGCCAGUUUGAGUUCUGAUAGUCCCUCAGGAUCUUCCAGAUUUAGCAAUGAGCUCUGUCUAAGUCUCACAACAUCACAAUCUGCUGUUGUAUGUGGGCCUAUUAUCCAGGACCAAUGCUCGGAUAUAAGCUGCUCUGGUGUCACCAACCAUGCUUUCCCUCAAAGACAUUUUGAUUCGGAGUUAACGUCUUGCAACAGCAGAAAUUUGUCUUUGAACUUUGUUUCAUACAAACCUGUCCACCUUUCACAAUUCUUAACCGGAUCAAGAUAUCUUCGUGUAAUGCAAGAAAUACUCUCUGAAAUUGCACAGUUAUCUCUUCAAAAUCAUAACUUGUUAGGUUAUCGAGGAAUGGACUGUGGUGCAAACACUUUGUCUGCAUUGAGUUCAGAUUCUGCAAGGGGCUAUGCGGCCUUGCAUUCUGAUGAUUUACCUGAUGCAGACCAUAGAUUCAUUGGUCAGAUGGAUAGUGAAGCAAAGAAAAAAAAUCUGGUGGCUUUAUUGCAAGUGGUUGAUGAACAAUACAACCAAUGCUUGGAUGAGAUUCAUAUGGUCAUCUCUGCAUUUCAUGCGGUCACUGAGUUGGAUCCUUGUAUACACGCUCGUUUUGCCCUUAAAACCAUCUCCUCCUUGUACAAAAACCUGAGGGAGAGAAUAAGCAAUUACAUUCUUGCGAUGGGAGAACAUUUUAACAAAGGAGGAGAAAGGGGAGUAGAGAAAUCAUUUGAAACAUCCUUCAUUCAAAAGCAGUGGGCACUUCAGCAGCUAAAAAGGAAAGAUCAUCAGUUAUGGAGGCCACAGAGAGGCUUGCCGGAAAGAUCUGUCUCAGUUUUAAGAGCAUGGAUGUUUCAGAACUUUCUUCACCCUGCGUUUCAGAUAUCCAAAGGAUGCAGAGAAGCAAUUGUUGGCAGUAAAAAGUGGAUUAACAAGGAGUCAGGUAUCUAAUUGGUUCAUAAAUGCUCGAGUUCGGCUUUGGAAACCAAUGAUAGAAGAAAUGUAUGCUGAGAUGAAUAGAAGGAAAAUUCGUACUGGAAAUGAAGAUGAAGCCAAUCAUCGAAGAAAUCACAGAAUUAUUGAGAAUCAUUUAUUUACUAUGCAUUGACAUGAUUAUUAUGUAUAAUAAUAUUUUUGAGUUAAUAUAUAUCACUAGUUUAGUCGAGCUUCAUCUUCAUCCUUCUAAUAGAGGAGAAGAUAAUUUGCGCAA